UCUAACUUUGUUUCAUCUUACCACCGACAAUACAGCAGAACGAUAAGCACUGAUAUUUACCAUGGCGGAUGCGAUUUUGAAAGACGUCCAUGCUAGUAGGCUGUUUGACUUGCAAGGGCUGGUUGCAGUCGUCACUGGCGGUGCCUCAGGCAUUGGGGCUAUGAUAACGCACACCUUGCUGUCUAACGGCGCAACUGUGUUCAUCAUUGAUAGAGAUCAAGAUGCUCUAGACAACAUCAUCAAGAGUUUCAGUGAGACAAGCCGUCUGCAGGGUAUAGUGGGCGAUGUGGGCAAGAAGUCUGAGGCCAAGCGACUAGCCGAAGAGGUUGCAAAGCAAGUUCCCCACGUUACCGUCCUAUUCAAUAAUGCAGGGAUCGGGCAAGGUACAGUACCAGGCAGACCCGAAGAAGGAAGUGCAGCAUCUUUCGUUUCAACUUUCUUCGAUGGCGUUUCUGAGGAAGCGUUUGAUAAUACCAUGCGCGUAAACGCGUAUGGUCCGUACUGGUUAUCCUUCGCGUUUCUACCUCUCCUCGAGAAGUGGAAGGAAAACGGAUACGGCACCGAAGGUCAUCGAUUCCCUCCUCAGAUCAUCAACACGAGCAGUAUUAAUGGCUGGACUAAGGACAGCGAUACAGCUGGCUGGUCGUACCCGUACAUGUUCUCCAAAGCGGCAAUUGGACACGCAACAGCUAUCUUGGCGCGCGAACUGCUUCCCCUGGGUAUCAGAGUCAAUAGCAUUGCUCCCGGUCUCUUUACCAGUGGACUGACCGCACCUGGUACUCGAGAUGCUUACGGUCAAGAGCAUUGGACAGAUCGUUCUCUUGAACUCCCAAUUAAGGUACCCACUCCUCCGUUGCCAGUAGAACUGGGUGGUCCGCGCAACGUCGGAGGAUCCAAUCGGGAUAUCGCCUCCGCUGUACUUUUUUACCUUAGCAAUUGGUAUGUGAAUGGCGAGACUGUUCUGAUUGACGGAGGCAGCCACCUUGUUCACGCCACGGCAUAUUAGAAGCACGGAAGAAAUAGGUGAUCUACCAUGCUACGUUCUGCACCGUAUACUUACUUCAUCGACGAGCGUGCGAACUACAAAUCUUGUUGGGUUGGUAAAUACACAAGACACAUACGGUGGCAUGAUGUGUCUCGACGGUGUCAAGACAACAUUGAGAGCUCCGUGGUGCUGUAGCAUCGGACCUCAAUUGCCUUGAACCAAGAGGGGAAGUCCGGCCGCUUUCAGCCUAGCAUUGACCUGAUCGACGUGCUUCAUGAAAGUCGGCUCAAGGCCCUUCCACAAAGCGACAUCAUGUUCUGCGAAAGUUGUGCAAUAAGCAACAUGACACAUCAUCUCGAUUGGAGGUACUUGCCUUUGAACUUGGGCGACUUGCGAGCGAACUCUGUGAAAAGCAAGGGCGAACUGGGUUCGAUGAUGAAGCCUGUAGUGGGGUUAGAAUACUGUAGGCAACGCCAAUAGCAACUUCUAGAACGAAUCGAAGACACCAUCGUAGUUCGCUGAAGAUAAUGCACUGUCAGCUAAUUGAAGGUCUGUAUACGCGUAGGACACUUACGACCAUGAGGGGCGAAAACCGUUUGGUAAUUGACGAUACCAGACUCAAAAGCAGGCCGGAAAGUUCCCGAUGAAGGAACGGUGACAAAGGUAAUGAGUUCGCAUGCACUGUUGCGGUGGAAGUACUGUUGUUCCCUAGUCUAGCAAGGUUAUGUGAUGGAGCAGUUUAGGAAACGCACAGGGGGUCCAUAACCAUCCAUCACAUCCCAGUGUGGGCCUAUGACACAGAUAUCCACCAAAGGCGUUCCCGGUACCUUAGACCUCGCAGUCAACAGAGCCAAUGAUGAGGGAUCAGCGUGAUCUUUGUUCGUAUUGCGGACUAUGUUGAACUUCUCUAGAGCGUAUUUGUACGGCACGUAACUGUAGGAAUAUCCUAUCAGCAGACUGCUCACCAG
Messenger RNA from Somion occarium, 1953 nucleotides. The record is from the annotation of a GenBank genome assembly. Lineage: Eukaryota; Fungi; Basidiomycota; Agaricomycetes; Polyporales; Cerrenaceae.